Molecule: messenger RNA, 1951 nt
Organism: Panicum virgatum (switchgrass)
Lineage: Eukaryota; Viridiplantae; Streptophyta; Magnoliopsida; Poales; Poaceae
Product: anthocyanidin 3-O-glucosyltransferase 2-like
Exons: 1
Coding region: 219-1649 (476 amino acids)
Molecular function (GO): UDP-glycosyltransferase activity
Source: RefSeq, a predicted model, not a curated record
CCAUCCGUCCUUGAAUUGCCUCUCUACCACAUGGAAUUAUUGCCCUCCUAAUCGAAGGACCACAACACUGGUUCUUUUUAGAUCCUUCUCUGCGUCCAGAUCAUCGUUGUCCACCAAAGCAAGAACUUGGGCUUGGGCUACUCCCAACUCCCAAUUUUAAGACAGGAAAGGUGCAUCCUCUGCUGCAACUAGCCACAGAAUUGCAGCAAAGCUAGGCCAUGAAGAAGACCGUGGUUCUGUACCCCGGGCUCUCCGUCAGCCACUUCGUCCCCAUGCUGCAGCUCGCCGACGCCCUCCUGAACGAAGGCUACGCCGUCAAGGUGGCCCACAUCGACCCCGCCCUGAAAGGGGACAUCGCCAUGGCCGCCGUCAUCGGCCGCGCCGCCGCCUCCAGGCCGUCCGUCACCUUCUACGAGCUCCCACGGAUCCAGGACCCUCCCACCGUCCUCCACGACGCCAAGUUCCUCGCCACGUACUCCGACCUCCUAGGCCGCCACAACGAGCGCUUCCACGACUUCCUCCGCUCGCUGCCUCCCGGCAGCGUCCACGCGCUGGUCCUGGACGUCCUGGCCGCCGAGGCGUUGGGCGUCGCCCAGGAGCUUGGGAUCCCGGCCUACUCCUUCGUCCCCACCAACGCCUCCGCCUUCGCCAUUUUCUCCCAGCUCCCUUCGAUCCGCACGGAGGGCCAGCCGACCAUGAAGGAGCUCGGAGACACGCCUCUCGAUUUCCAUGGCGUCCCACCCAUGACGGCCUCUCACAUCCACACCGAAAGCCUCGAGGACCCGGAGAGUGAGAAGGUGCUGCUGGACAUGCUGGUCGCGACACAGCAACGAGCCAACGGCAUACUCGUGAACACGUUCCUGCCCCUGGAAGCUCGGGCGGUGGGCGCGCUCAGGGACCGGCGGUGUUUCCCCACGAUGCCUCCGGUCUACUGCGUCGGCCCAUUCAUCGCGGAGGCCGGUCUGGCAGGGGAAAAGCAUGAGUGCCUCGCGUGGCUGGACAAGCAGCCGGAGCGCAGCGUGGUGUACCUCUGCUUCGGCAGCGUCGGUGCCGGCAACCACUCGGAGGAGCAGCUCAAGGAGAUCGCCGCCGGCCUGGAGAAGUCGGGCCACCGGUUCCUGUGGGUGGUGCGGGCGCCUCCCCACGACGAUCCGAAGAGGCCGUUCGACCCGCGCGCCGACCCGGACCUCGACGCGAUCCUGCCGGCGGGGUUCCUGGAGAGGACCCGCGGCCGCGGCCUCGUCGUCAAGCUGUGGGCGCCGCAGGUGGCGGUGCUCCAGCACAGGGCGACGGGCGCGUUCGUGACGCACUGCGGCUGGAACUCGGUGCUCGAGGGGAUCACGGCGGGUGUGCCGAUGCUUUGCUGGCCGCUGUACGCGGAGCAGAAGAUGAACAAGGUGUUCAUGGUGGAGGAGUACGGGGUCGGCGUGGAGGUGCUCGGGUGGCAGCAGGGGGUGGUGAAGGCCGGAGAGCUGGAGGCCAAGGUCAGGCUGGUGAUGGAGGGCGAGGAAGGCGAGCUGCUCAGGGCACGGGUCGCCGAGCACAGGGAAGCCGCGGCCAUGGCCAUGAAGGAUGGUGGCUCGUCGCGGGCGGCGUUUCGCCAGUUCCUGUCAGACGUAGGCAAACUCAGGCUGAGGUCAACACGCUGAUGAAUCGUUGGCGACGUGAUUAUUAUUACAUGAAUUAUGUGCCACGCUCUUUGAACGGUGGAAAUAAGCUAUCGAGUGCAUACUUGGAAUUUUCUUCAUACUCUCUCUCCGUUCAAAUUAUAAGUCAUUUCAUUAAAUUUUUAUAGAAACACAAAAAAUCUAUGAUUUGGGAUGGAGUACAUCAUAUGCCUUGUUAGUAUCUUAUAAGCUCUCAACUCGCUAGUACAACAAUGUAAUAAUAAUGUAUUAGAUCGUGUGCAUCACACAAUGUAAAGAACGAAAUAAUGUGUCAUUUUUGUGAA